AUGGCGGUAGAAGAAGAAGGUCUGCGGGUUUUUCAGAGCGUUAAAAUAAAAAUAGGAGAAGCUAAAAACAUCCCUCCAUACCCAGGACCGAACAGGAUGAGGGACUGUUACUGCACUGUCAACCUGGACCAAGAAGAAGUCUUUAGAACAAAGAUUGUUGAGAAGUCCCUCUGUCCGUUCUAUGGAGAGGACUUCUAUUGUGAGAUCCCGCGGAGCUUCAGACAUCUUUCUUUCUAUAUAUUUGACAGGGAUGUCUUCAGGAGGGACUCAAGUAUUGGUAAGGUUGCAGUGAAGAAAGAAGACCUACAGAAAUAUCACGGUAAAGACACCUGGUUCCAGCUCCAGCCUGUCAGCGCUGACUCAGAGGUGCAGGGAAAAGUGCACCUGGAGCUCCGUCUCAGUGAAGUCAUUACAGACAAUGGAGUCAUCAACCACAAACUAGCCACGCGAGUGCUGGAGUGCCAAGGUCUUCCAAUCGUCAAUGGCCAAUGUGACCCCUAUGCUGCUGUCUCAUUACUUGGCCCUUCCAGGUCAGAAGCAAAGAAAACCAAGGUGAAGAGGAAAACCAACAACCCGCAGUUUGAUGAGACUUUCUAUUUUGAGGUUACACGGCCUUUGAGCUACACAAAGCGACAGUUUGAUGUCGAAGAGGAAGAUGUGGACAAACUGGCUCUGAGGGUAGACCUGUGGAAUGCAAGCAACUUGAAAUUUGGUGAUGAGUUCCUGGGAGGAGUGAGAGUUCCCCUAAGAGUUCUGGGUCAGUCUGGAGUACAUGAUGCAUGGUACUAUCUCCAGCCUAGGGAAAAUGGAGGGAAGUCUGUCAAGGUGGAAGAGCUGGGAUCUCUGCGCCUGAACAUUGUUUACACUGAGGACCACGUCUUCCCUUCAGAGCACUACACCCCCCUCAGAGAUUUGUUGCUGUACUCUGCCAACAUACAGCCUGUGUCGGCAUCCACGGCAAACAUUCUGGGGGAGGUGUGUCGAGAGAAGCAAGAAGCCGCUAUACCGCUUGUUCGUCUCUUCCUCCACUAUGGCAAGAUUGUGCCUUUUAUCAGUGCCAUUGCUCACGCUGAAGUUAACCGUACGCAGGAUCCAAACACCAUUUUCCGGGGAAACUCGCUUACCUCAAAAUGCAUCGACGAAACCAUGAAACUGGCAGGGAUGCAUUAUCUGCAAGUCACUCUCAAACCAAUCAUAGAUGAGAUCUGCGCAGAACACAAGCCCUGUGAAAUUGACCCAGUUAAGCUCAAGGAAUCGGAAAACCUGGAGACAAAUCGAGAAAACCUUCGUCACUAUGUCGACCGUAUCUUUAAUGUAAUCACCACCUCUGGCGUUCGCUGUCCCACUGUCAUGUGUGACAUUUUCUUUUCACUGAGAGAGUCUGCUGCCACGCGUUUCCAAGUGGAUCAAGAUGUCCGAUACACAGCAGUGAGCAGUUUCAUCUUCUUGCGUUUUUUUGCUCCGGCCAUCCUAUCGCCCAAUCUCUUUCACUUACGGCCGCACCAUCCGGACCCCGCCACCUCAAGAACACUUACACUUAUCUCCAAGACUAUCCAGACAUUAGGAAGUCUCGCCAAGUCAAAAUCUGCCAAUUUCAAAGAGUCCUACAUGGCAGCAUUUUACGACUACUUCAAUGAGCAGAAGUAUGCAGAUGCUGUCAAGAAUUUUCUGGACCUCAUAUCCACUUCAGGGAAGUGGGAUCAAAAGAGUAUUGAAACACCUAUCAUGCUCAAAGAGGGAUUUAUGAUAAAGAGAGCACAAGGAAGGAAUCGGUUUGGAAUGAAGAACUUUAAAAAAAGAUGGUUUCGUCUCACCAAUCAUGAGUUCACUUAUCACAAAACAAAAGGUAAAGUUAAAGGAGAGGGAGCUUUGUGCAGCAUUCCCAUAGAGAACAUUCUGGCUGUGGAAAGGUUGGAGGAGGAGUCAUUCAAGAUGAAAAAUAUGUUCCAGGUGAUCCAGCCAGAGAGGGCACUCUACAUCCAAGCCAAUAACUGUGUUGAGGCGCGAGACUGGAUCGACAUCUUAACCAAAGUCAGCCAAUGCAACCGCAAGCGUCUUAGCACCUAUCAUCCUUCAGCCUACCUCAACGGCCACUGGCUCUGUUGCAAGCUCUCUGCUGAUGCAGCGCCUGGCUGUACGCCCUGCACCGGCGGCCUCCCUGCCAAUAUCCAGCUGGACGUAGAUGGAGACAGAGAGACUGAGAGGAUCUAUUCCCUGUACAGCACAUACAUGACCAAACUUAUCAAGAUGCAAGAGGCCUGUGGCAGUAAGUCUGUGUACGACGGACCUGAGCAAGAGGAAUACUCCAGUUUUGUUAUUGACGACCCCCAGGAGACAUACAAAACUCUGAAGCAGAUAGUUUCAGCUGUGCAGACCUUGGAACAGCAGCACACCAAGUACAAACGAGACAAGUUCAAGAAAACCAAGAUAGGCAGCCAAGAACAUCCGAUAGGGGACAAAAGUUUCCAGUGUUACAUCCGCCAACAGUCAGAAAGCUCCACCUAUUCCAUCUGA
Messenger RNA from Nerophis lumbriciformis (worm pipefish), 2514 nucleotides. The record is from RefSeq and is a predicted model, not a curated record. Lineage: Eukaryota; Metazoa; Chordata; Actinopteri; Syngnathiformes; Syngnathidae.